Messenger RNA from Eriocheir sinensis (Chinese mitten crab), 1836 nucleotides. Its product is annotated as soma ferritin-like. Bases 248 to 991 code for a protein of 247 amino acids. The transcript has 6 exons. Lineage: Eukaryota; Metazoa; Arthropoda; Malacostraca; Decapoda; Varunidae. Gene Ontology annotation, molecular function: ferric iron binding; ferrous iron binding. The record is from RefSeq and is a predicted model, not a curated record. Gene Ontology annotation, cellular component: cytoplasm. Gene Ontology annotation, biological process: iron ion transport; intracellular iron ion homeostasis.
CAGAGGCAGCAGUAUAAAGCACAAGUCUUUCGAGGUACCAACAGUUCUUCUUGCGGUCCAGCCCUUGUCGGUGCCCAGAUCACACUCCUUUUGUCCCUCCCAUCAGACACACAGCACUCAGAAAUCACCCACCUCAGCACUCAGGACCCGCCGUAGAAGUGAGGGAAAUUCAGACACCCAAAGCGAGGCGAAAGAAGAAGGGAGAAUCAAGUCCUGCCAUCAAGUUCUGUCCAUCAGCUCGGUCAGUAUGAGAACGAUGCCCCCGCCAGCAGCCUCCCUCCACCGCCUCCUGCUCCUGCUCCUCGCCACCCUCUGCCUCCUGCCCUGCCUCACACACGCCAGAAACGACGCACACCGGCACCGACAAGCUGACAUGCCCACAGUGGGGGAGGAAGAGGAGAUGGGGCAUGGAGGCGGGAGUGGAGGAGACAACGGCGGCGGUCACUACGGCGGAUACGGAGGUGAGGGAGAGGUGCAGCCCAUGGCCCGGUGCCGCCACAACUACCACGAGAGGACGGAAGCGGCGAUCAACAGGCAAAUCAACUUGUUUCACCACGUGGGAUAUGUCUACAGCAGCAUGGCUCACCACUUCAGCGGGUGCGAUGUGGCCCUUCCUGGGUUCGAGAAGUUCUUCCAGCAGAUGGCGGAGGAGCAGCAGGUGCGCGCCGCCACGCUGACGAAGUACCAGAGCCUGCGGGGGGGCGUGGCUAUGAUGCUCCCGGUGUCCGCCCCCGCCACCAACAACUGGGGCAGCGGGCUGGAGGCCAUGGAGAGGGCGCUCGAGCUGGAGAAGUCCGUGAAUCAGGCGCUGCUGGAGCUGCACCUGGUGGCCCAGCAGCACGAGGACACCCACACCUCCACCUUCAUCCAGACCAGCUUCCUCAACCCACAGGUGGAGAAGAUCUUCACGCUGAGCCAGUACGUUACCAGCCUGGAGAGGGUCGGGCCUGGCCUCGGCGAGUACAUGUUUGACAAGAUGCCGCAGAACUAAGGCUCCCGAGGCUCGUCCAUCCCACGCAAGGCUACUCAAAGUCUUCACCCGAGGCUUCUCCGAGACCCUCCGGAAAUGAAAGGAAUUCUCAUGACAUCGCUAAGGCUUCUAGGUUACUCAAUGCUCGAGGACUUCCAGGAGCAGUUUCGGAGGGGUCAUAAUGCUUCCAGGAGCUUUGCAAAGAUUUUGAAGACUGAGGUUCUGUUAUAACUCCAUAAGGUUUUCAGGUGGCCUACGUAGCUCCAACGUGCUGGAAGAGACUUUCGCAUCUGUGUUGUGAAUGCUUUUGUUGUACACCCAAAAUGGAGUUUGCUACGUGGCCUUGCCUUGAUCAGUCUCGUGUGUGGAGAGCAUAAAAAAAAUAUUCGCUCCAUCCCAUGAUCGCUGUCAACCCCUCCUCUACCCUGCCAUACCUCACCGAGCCCUGUCUGCCCACUGAAAAGCCUCUGUCAUCUCUCCCCGCCCUGCCUACCAAUCUGCCAAGCCUCUGUCAACCCUCCCCGCCCUGCCUACCAAUCUGCCAAGCCUCUGUCAACUCUGCCCCGCCCUGCUUUCCAAUAUACCCAGGCCCCUCUCAGUUCUGCCCGAGUAUUCAUAUUUCUUAAGACUCCAUAGUUCUGUCCCGAGUAAUCACACAUUCCUAAACGCACAAAAAAUAGCUUCCAAAUAGUGUGUGUGUGUGUGUGUGUGUGUGUGUGUGUGUGUGUGUGUGUGUGUGUGUGUGUGUGUGUGUUAUGCACAAUCUGAUGGAAGUGCCCAUAGUUUAUUAAUAUAUACGUACUUAUUUUUUAACGAAGUAGCAAUGUAAGUGAUAUUUCCUUGCCAUUAAAUCUCUACAUAACGAA